Cavia porcellus (domestic guinea pig) is the source of this 663-nucleotide messenger RNA. Its product is annotated as urocortin-3-like. The coding region runs from base 160 to 663 and encodes 167 amino acids. Gene Ontology annotation, molecular function: hormone activity; corticotropin-releasing hormone receptor 2 binding. NCBI's taxonomy places the organism in Eukaryota, Metazoa, Chordata, Mammalia, Rodentia, Caviidae. The transcript is spliced from 2 exons. Gene Ontology annotation, biological process: hormone-mediated signaling pathway; adenylate cyclase-activating G protein-coupled receptor signaling pathway; digestion. Gene Ontology annotation, cellular component: extracellular region. The record is from RefSeq and is a predicted model, not a curated record.
UCACAGCCUACUUAGGAGCAAUACCAGGAAAGAAGGAGCUGCGACCCCUCAGCAGGCAGAGGUUCAAGGAAGGUACCAGAGGUAGAGCCCCCAGCUGUGAAGCUACGCCUGCUGUCCUGAGCAUUUCCGCUCCAGACAGACAUUCAUUCACUGUGAAAGAUGCUAAUGCCAGCACACUUCUGGCUGCUCCUGAUACUGCUCUUGGGGGACUCAAGCACAAGCCUCUCACACAAGUUCUGCAAAGCUGGGUCUGUCUUCAACUGUCUCAACACAGCCUUGUGCAAGGUGCAGAAGAACCAGAGGGAGGAUGUGCCCCUUCUAAGUAAGAAUAGCUUCCACUACCUUCCCAGUCAAGACCUGUCUUUCAGAGAGGAGAAAGAGGAGGAAAAAGAAAAUCUGGACAAGGACAAAAGGACUUUCCCUGACUCUGGGGGUGGAGGUGGUGCUGGAAGCACCCGGUACAAAUAUCUGCCACAAGCACAGCACAAAGGGAAGCUGUACCAGGACAAAGGCAAAAGUGACCAAAGCACCAAGUUCACACUAUCCCUCGAUGUUCCUACUAACAUCAUGAACAUCCUCUUCAAAAUCGCCAAGGUCAAGAACAUGCAAGCCAAGGCAGCUGCCAAUGCUCACCUGAUGGCACAGAUUGGGCGUAAGAAGUAG